CCAAAUCACACUGUCGCGGUUUGAGAGACAACAGCACCUGCAGCCCCCGAGAGUUCCACCGGCGACUUCCAGGGAAAUCUCACAAGCAUGAUCCUAUCGGCUUAACCGUCAAAUUCCUUUGUCGCCCGCCAUGUCGGUCACCCGCCCACGGCUGGCGCUGUCACGAUAUCGUCCCAUUCUCUACCUGCUCUCCGGGGUCGCCGCCGCCUACGCGAUCGUCUACAUCCACAACUACAUCACCUCCUCUCCUCCGUCGACUUCCCGGACUUCCCUCCGACGCCGCAGAGCCGUCCGUCGCCGGCGACGGAGAAGCGAAGCCAGCAACGCCAGUGACCAUCCCGUUGACGACACCCCAUCGACGCGAGCUAUCGCGCACCUGGAACAACUGGAGCGCCAGAAUGGAGUCUACGGAACAUUUCGCAUCGAGACAGAGGAUGGAAGGCGCGUGGAAAGUGGCCUCCUCCCGUCUCUUCUCGCAACCCGGGACCAGCUCAUGGAGGAAGUGGGGGUUCCCCAAGCUCAUGCGGAGCGGAUGCGCGAGAUGAUGGAAGACACAUUUCUGGAAUCUUUCUUGGCACUGGACUUUCCGCCCACACAUUUCAUACAAGAAGGCUGUCCGGAAUGGGAAUACUUGAUGGUAGAGCUCCAGCGGCGGGGGAUCUCGCAGGCCGGAAUCGAGAGAGCCUUGAUGCGAUUCAAUGCAGACAAUAACUACGGAGAGGAGUUACGGCGGCGGAGACAAAAUGGCGAGAGGGUCACUUUGUCGACGUCGACCUUCCCUGAAGAGUCGCCGCCGGCGCCGAAUAUGGAUGGUGGAGAGACGGUGGUGGAUGAUCAGAGUGUGUUCUCGUGGAGGGAUGGAAAUAACGAUGCCUCGCCGACGAGAGAAGGACAGAAUCUGCUCAACUUGUUGUACCAUAUCGCUGAGGACCAGGCCAGACGUGAUGGGUAUAUUCAUCGCGGUGUGACGUGCAAUAGCUGCGGAGCCAUGCCCAUUCAGGGUAUUCGGUACAGAUGCGCGAACUGCAUCGACUACGAUCUGUGUGAAACCUGCGAAGCGAUGGGAGUGCACAUCAAGACACACCUGUUCUACAAGGUCCGGAUACCCGCCCCAUUCCUGGGCAAUCCCCGACAGUCUCAGCCGGUCUGGUACCCUGGGAAGCCUACCAUGCUGCCGCGCAGCUUAUCUCGGUCUUUGGCCAAGCGCCUCAUGAAGGAGACGAGCUUCGAAAAUACCGAGUUGGAUGCGCUUUGGGACCAGUUCCGCUGCUUGGCCAACCAUGAGUGGGAAGAAGAUCCGAACAAGCUCUACAUGGCCAUCGAUAGAAAGACGUUUGACCGGUGUUUCGUGCCGAACACAUCCAUCCGCCCACCGCCGCCUAGCCUGAUCUACGACCGCAUGUUUGCCUUCUAUGAUACCAACGGCGAUGGUCUGAUUGGAUUCGAGGAGUUCUUGAAAGGAAUUGCCAGUCUCAACAAUAAGAGCAACGACGAGCGGCUACGGCGCGUUUUCCGUGGCUAUGACAUCGAUGGUGACGGCUACAUCGAGCGGAAGGACUUCCUACGGGUUUUCCGGGCCUACUAUGCGCUCAGUAGAGAGCUGACUCGGGACAUGGUGGCAGGUAUGGAGGACGACUUUCUCGAAGGCGGUGCUCGGGAUGUUGUUCUGGGCAGUCAGCCGAUCAGCUCGGCCUUUCCUGGCAGUAUUCCCUCCGGGGAAGUCUCGAGGACCGGGGAGGGUAAGCGUAUGAAUCAGGACGGCGACAUGGAGCUCGUGGAUAACGAAGGGAUCGUGCGAGCAGACCGCGCGGACACUGCAGACCGACACUCGGUUGUGGGAGACGCUGCGGUGCGAAGCCAAUACGGCAGCGUGCGGCCCAUGUUCCCAACUGCGGCUCGCCUGGCGACUCCGUCCGGAUCUGGCGUGGCUCAUACUUCAGGAAGCAACACUAGAAGAGAAGUCAACGGUGACGAUGGCAGUAAUAUCCCUGACGAUGUCUCCAACUCUUCCGGUGCCAGCGACAGGUGGCCUCCGCCGGAGCAUGUUCGAGACUACGAUAUUGUGAACGCGCUUGGAUAUCAUGUGCCUUUGAACGAUAUCACUGAUCCAGUCGAUCGAGCCCGUGUUGGUACCGCGGUCUACAACAGAAUGUGCGCUCAGGACCGACUUCGGGUUAACAUGGCUCGCAGCACGGGCAUCCACAACCGCUGGCAGCGCAGACGUUUCUAUACUGAUGAGGAAGACGGCGCAACUGUUCCACCCGGUUAUCGCAGCGACAUGGACGUCGAUGGCCUGAGCGAGGAUGAGGACGAAGAUGAUGUCGACGAGCCCCAGCCCGAGUCUCACCCUCCAUCUCCCCGAUCUCGCUCCUCCUCCAAAGUACGGUUUCAAGACGAUCUCACCGAUGACUACGACGUGCGUUCCAACCCGUCAACCUCAUCCCGCAGCAUCCUGGUGGGUGAGCGGUGGGGCGGGUUCGAGAUUCCAGAAGUCGAAAGAGACGUCGGCAAAGAGAUCCUGUAUCAGGUCACCCAGCAAGGGUUCAACGAGCUGCUCGACCUCCUAUUCAAGCCGAAAGAGGACCUUCUUAUGGAGGCCUUCCGGACCCGGGCCGAGCGCAAGAUGUGGGCGCGCGAAAUCGAACAAGUCGAGCAGGCGGAAUCCGGUACACAACUCGCACCGGAGCAAACCAACAACGAGCCGGACGAGCAUCCAGAGUCGUCGAUGGUCAAUCCAUUCCGUGACCAUUCCCUGGACGAACUGCUCAGCCGGGCAGGCUACUCCGUCCGCAGUCCACCCCUCGAGCCCGUCCAGGACGGCCCAGUUCUUCCCCCACCCACCCCAGACCUAGGUGUACCCAACGACGACGUUGUUUAUCUCGGCGUUCCUGAAGUCGAAGAAGAAGGCGACGACGAAGAAGAGGCCAUGAACCCGCGAUCCAGCCACGACUUCCUCCGCACCCUAGGAACAGAACACACACCCAUGUCCCCCUCCUCACACGCGUCCACCUUCGAAGAAGACGACGACGAAUUAGUCGACGACGAAGAAUCAUCCCGACCCCCAUCCACCGCAUCCUACUACGAUCCCACCCUCCCACACCACCGACCCAACGAACCCGACGAGACCUACCACAACCACCACGACGACUCCGACCUCAUCCUCUCCAGCAGCACCAACAGUUCCGCCUUCCACCCCCAACAGAGCCAUGACCUCCCCGCCGAACUCCGUCUCGAACCCACCGCUACAACCUCCUUCCCAGCCCCCACCUCCCCCUCCAUCUCCUCCCCGGAAGCCGAAGCCACAGCUCCCAAACUCUCCCCCUCUCCUAUUCACCCCCUACCCCUCUCAUCGUCAUCCUCAGCCCCUCCUCUCCCUAGACAAGCCAGUCCGCCACGGCCCCCAUCCAAGGCUCGCAUCGCCCAUCUCGCUUACCUAGAGAAGGUCGAGCGCGAAGCCAAGGAACGCGGCGGCAGUGGCGCAAAGCUUAAUUUCUCGGAGUUUGCGCAGCGGAUGGCGAUGGAUCGGGGUCGUGCGUUGGCGUUUGUCGCGAGUUGGAUUGAGAUGGCUAGUUUUUAGGUGUUGAGUUUUUUUUGUGGAUGAGAGUAGUAAUGGGUGGGUUUGUAUAUUAGGUUCAUAUUGUGAGAGAGAGCAUGAUAGUA
Molecule: messenger RNA, 3660 nt
Organism: Aspergillus vadensis CBS 113365
Lineage: Eukaryota; Fungi; Ascomycota; Eurotiomycetes; Eurotiales; Aspergillaceae
Product: EF hand domain protein
Exons: 1
Coding region: 131-3577 (1148 amino acids)
Cellular component (GO): intracellular membrane-bounded organelle; membrane; cytosol
Molecular function (GO): zinc ion binding; calcium ion binding
Source: RefSeq, a predicted model, not a curated record